GGAAUGGAAUCUCGGAGACAGGAAACAGAGGAGGGGUACCUCCGGAAGUUUUUCCCACUGUGUAUCGUGGAAUUUUUUUUCUUCCUUGCUUACAUUAUGGGAUUCUUUAUAGCAAUUGAGUAUGGGCAUGACAAAUUUCGUGAAUCUCUGUUUCCAAACCAAACUAACUUAAAUACAACAGAUAAAUCACACUGUGAAACGAAUACUAGCUCUGAAAGUUAUCAAAACGAACAAGAGGUGCAGAGAGUUGUCUCGGAAUGGAGUGUGUACAUUAACCUUGCACAGGGAAUCCCUUUAAUUUUUGCAUCAAUUGUAUUUUCUCCACUAAGUGAUUCUGUGGGCCGAAAGAUUUUCCUUUUUAUAGGGGGUGCGGGUGUUUGUAUAAAACAGUUUUUGAUGACCCUAGCUAUUGCAUUUGAUUGGAAUAUUUAUCUGUUUGUGGCUUUCACAUUUAUAGAGGGAAGCACUGGUAGUUGGGUGGCUCUGUUGGCCAUUACUUUUUCCAUAAUGUCUGAUAUAUCAUCUGGACAGUCUAGAUCUUUUCUCAUUGCUGCUAUAAGCUUUGUGUUUGGAGUGGGUUACUCCGUUGGUAAUUUCAUACCUGGCUAUGCAAUCGAAGCUUUAGGCUACACAUAUGCAAUGGCGAUGUCAAGCAGUGUAUGUUUUGUAUCGGUUAUUGGUAUAUGUUUUAUGCCAGAGUCCCUGCCUCCUAGUCGCCGCUCAACAGUACAAUUUCACUGCCUUACCAACUUAAAAGAGAUGCUUCAGUUUUACAUUAAAGAGGACAAAUCUUUCAGGGAUUCUAAGAGAUGGAAGUACAUAGUGGGUCUUUCAGCAUUUGCUUUUAUUAUGUUGGCAAGACUGGGUGCUUCUUUUGAACUACUUUAUCUGAUCGAUUCACCAUUUUGUUUCAAUCCAGUCAAACUGAGCUUGUUUGAAACUUUGAAAUCUGUAUUGUCAGAAAUCAUUAUUUUAGCUGGAAUAAAACUGAUGCAGCAAUGUUUUAGAGAUGAAAUAAUUGCAUUCAUUGGCACAAUUUCGUCUCUAGCUUAUUAUAUCUUAUUUGGAAUGGCACCAUCUGAGAAAUACCUUUACAUAGCUGCUGUAGUUGGUGCUAUUGGGAUGUGCUCCAUUCCAAUGAUCAGAGCAAUAAUGUCCAAGAUGACACCUGUAAACAAACAAGGUACAUUGUUUGGAAGUAUAGCAAUCAUAGAGAACAUCUGUAACCUCUCAGGUUCUGUACUUGGAACAGCUCUAUAUUCUGCAACAGUCUCUUAUUAUCGAGGAAUGGCAUAUCUAGUGUUAGCUGGAUGUAUGUCUCUAGCUCUCAUUCUACUACUAAUUCUGGUUAUUUUCGGUCGUGGAGGAAGAGAGAAAUGCGACUAUGAACCCAUUCCAACAAGUGAAACAGCAGUUGUGACUUCUAAAUACACAAGUUACUUUUGACUUGCCUUCCUGUUAGUGCUCAGUAUCAUUUGAGACUUUGAACAGUAUUCUUUAUAUUUAUUGAUUUAUUCAAACUGAAAAAUUAAUAUCAGGUUGUGUUGACUUUUCAUAUUGUAAAUUAGCAAUUUACACCUGGUGUAAAUACAAAAUGAAAAAUAAUUUAUUUAUGAGAUUAAGCUGACAUUUUUUUUUUUGUUCUACAAUGAUCGAACCUCUUAUUAUUUGCUUUGUAAGUUUUGAAAAUGAAAAAUUCCUAAAUUAGAAAAAAUUACAUUUGUAUCAGUGCUAUGCUCUGAACUCAUAAACUUGUGGCAAGCUCUUUAAAUCAAUUUCAUAUUUUUGAGUUUUCCAGAGAUUUUUUAAAACACUAAACAAGGACAUUUAUAUUUUAUAACCAGAGAUUUUUUUCUCAUUUUAACAAUUUUCUUAUCACCAACAAAAUAACUAGUGGUUAUGAGUGGUAAUAAUUAUACCUUAUGUUGUGCAUUUUGUGUUUGUUAAACAAAUUAUUAAAUGACUUGAGAUCAGAUUGUAUAAUUUAUUGUCUAUGUAUUUAUGUCAUGCAACUGACUGACUUAAUUGUGACCAGCUAAAAAGCUGAAAAUUGUGUUACGCUUUAGCUCAUCUGAGCUGAAGGCUCAAGUGUGCUUUUCUGAUAAAAAUUUAUCUAAUGUCUGUCGUCGUUGUUGUCAUCAUUGUUGUCAUAAACUUUUUACAAUUUCAUCUUCUUCUCCAGAACCACUGGGCCAAUUUCAACCAAAUUUGGCAAAAAGUAUCCUUGAAAAAAUGGAUUCAAAUUUGUUCAAAUGAAGGGUCACACCCUCUUCCAACAGGAGAUAAUUAAGAAAAAGAGAAAAAUUGGGUUAGGUCAUUUAACAGUGUUUGAAAAUUAAAAAUGUGUGUAGUAUUUGCAAUCAUUUAUGUAUUUAAUCUUUUCAUUACUAAACUGAUUUCUGCUUUUUCCUACCCAAUGUGCUCAGGUGAGCGAUGUGGCCCCUGGGCCUCUUGUUUUUUGUUGUUUUUUUAAACGAAGGGUCAGAAAUAUGUUUCAAUGAAAAUGUAACUCAUGAAAAUGAAACUCAUUCUCAACGUGCAGUAGAUCUGUUAUUAUGGUUCUGAUGUUAAAUGUUUUUUUUUUUUUUUUUUUUCCGUUUUUGUUUAUAUUUAUUGGUUUUUAGAUUUUCUUUUCUUAUAAAUUGUAAUAUUUGAAUAAUUGUAUGUUUGUAGAUUUUCAUUUUUAAAACUAUUUUAUGAACUGUAUUUAAUGACAGAUAUUUAAAUUAAUUUUGACUGCAAUCUGUUUAAUUGAUAAACCUCACAUUUGUAUGUACUGGAAAUGAUUCUAAGAAAAGUCUUACCAAGGGCAUUAAUGAGCUAACAUUUUAGUUAGAUUUUACUCAUAAGAUGAACAAUGUUGUAAUAGUCACACUUGACAUUUUCCCAAAUUACUGCUAUUGAAAUUUUUGAAGUUGUGUCCUUUAAAGGUGGUGGCAACAAUAUUUUUUUUUUUAAUUCUACAUAUGCAUGCAUUUAUUUGUCAGGAAGAGAAAGAUCAACAAUGUGAUUAUUGUAGUCCAUGAACCAUUUCCUUUUGUUUAUUUCAAACACAUUAAAAGUCCUAGAUGUCUUUUUUUAAUGAAAUAUUUAAAACUGCUCAAGUCUUUAAGUCUGCAAAAUUUUAAUACCAUUUAUGGAAAGUGUACAUUAAUGUUUAAAUUAGUGAUGUUAUGUGCAAUUGCCUCAUGUUGACUGUGAUCAGCUGAAAAGUAAAUGAUUGUGAAACUUUAUUUUUAUGCCUCUGAUUUAAAAGAUUUGGGGGCAUAUAGUUUUCGGUCUGUAUGUCUGUCUUUCUGUUUAUCUGUUUGUCCACAAACACUUUAACCUUGGACAUUUUUAAAUGUUGAUGCUCAGGGCUUUCAUAUUCACUUGUAUAUUCCUUGUGAUAAGACCUUUGUUUGAGUACCGACUUUGGUCUUGACUAUAACUUUUGAAUUGUUGGUGCUAGGGCUGUCAUAUUUCAUCAUAUGUGUUUUCCUUGUGACAAGACCUUUCUUUGAGUAUCAAUAUUUUUGAUCUUGGUCUUGCAUUGGAGUUUGACCUACUUUAAAAAAAAACUUAAACUUUGUCCAUAACCUUUGAAGGGUUGGUGCUAGGGCUUUCAUAUUUCACAUGUAAUUUUUGUGUCAAGAACUUUCUUUGAGUACCAACAUUUUUGACAUUGGAGUUUGACCUACAUUUGAAAAACUUUAACCUUGGUCUUAACUUUGAAUGGUUGAUGCCAUAUUAGGCCUUCAUAUUUCACUUUUGUAUUCCUGUGACAGGCCUAUCUUUGAGUACCAAUUUUUUUACCUCUUAACCUUAACCUUGGAGAUUGACCCACUUUUAUUUAUCUUUGGCCAUAACUUUUGAACGGUUGGUAUUAGGGCUCUCAGAUUGCACUUGGAUAUUUUUAUUACAAGACCUUUCUUUGGCUAUGAACAUCUUUGACCCCAUGACCUUGACUUACUUUUGAAAAAGCUGCCAUACUGGGGCAUCAGUGUUUCACAAAUAUAUCUUGUGUUUUUACUUUUUUCUUCGUAAGGAUCAGAAAUGUGUUUCAAUCUAAUGCAAUUCAUUUUAAACAAAUUAAACAUGUAGAUCUGUUUUUAUGAAUUUAGGUGGUGUAUCUUUUAUAUAUACCACACUCUUUUGUUUUGAUAUUCAUUGUUAUAUAUUUUCUUGUCUUGAAAGUUAUUUUAAUUCAGAAUAAACAUAUUUAU
Saccostrea echinata is the source of this 4205-nucleotide messenger RNA. Its product is annotated as proton-coupled folate transporter-like. Gene Ontology annotation, biological process: transmembrane transport. Gene Ontology annotation, molecular function: transmembrane transporter activity. The record is from RefSeq and is a predicted model, not a curated record. Bases 4 to 1446 code for a protein of 480 amino acids. Lineage: Eukaryota; Metazoa; Mollusca; Bivalvia; Ostreida; Ostreidae. Gene Ontology annotation, cellular component: membrane. The transcript is spliced from 5 exons.